GAUAGGGUGGCGUUAAAAGAUAUUCUCGGGUACAUAAAUUCGCUCUAUUAUUUUGUCUCGUUGUAAAAAUCAAACAGUGAAAUUGUUUGUGACAGUUUGAAAACUAACAAGAUGAUUAUAUCAGCCCAGGGAGAUUACAAGACGCGGUAACAGUAAUGCAUGUGGCUCUAAUUUGGGUGGACAGGAAGAGCUUUUUUUAGACCACGAAAUCUAUUUUCGUUCAAGUAUGUCGUACCUAUAUAUAGUGCGCCCGUGAAUGUGUGGUGGUUUUUGAAACGUGUGCGUUAAUUCUAAAAAUAUUCAACCUCCGUAUUUGCGUAAAAAAAAUCAUCGAGCGACACAAGGCUGAAAAUUGGAUGAUACUCUCAUUCGGAAGUACCCACUCUGCUUCCGCAUAGAAUCGGUUAAAUUGAUAUGAGAAAAAAAUUGAUGAAAAGCUGACUCCAGAAGAACGAAACGGGGGUGGCGGCGGUGCGAGAGCAUCGGAUGAAACGGAGAGAUACUAGUACGUAGUGACAACGAAGAAUUGAGUAGAGUUGCGAGUCGAGUCAAGCGACCCUCGAAAGAGUGCUCCAGAAGGACCCUCGUUUCGUAAACUUUAUAAUCUAAGUGUAUACCUGGAGCUGGCGAGGAGGGCAAAAUAUCAGAUAUGAAAAGGGGAAGAAUUAAAAGCAGAGAGAAGUAAUACAAUUUAAUGACGAUUACAUCGCGAUUAUACCAACCCAGGACAGCGUUUAUCUGGUCCUUUUGAUGCGGGGAAAUGAUACAAGAUCUCACGGUAAAAUCGGGGUGAAAAAAAGAUAUAUGUUUUUUAGAACGUGUCAAAAGACUUGAAAAAAAGUGCAACUUGGCAGCAGCAGCAUAGUCACUUAUUAGGUGACCUAGAUAACAAAAGACCAGUGGGCGAAUAUUGCACUGCUUGUAAAAAAAUGACGAAUUAAAAAACGAAAAUGAAAAAAAAAAAAUCAAAUGUAAUAAAAAUAAUGAAUAAAAAAUAUACGUCUUCUUCGUAGUAUAUGAUGGAAAAGGAACACUGGUGUGUAUUAGAACAUAAUAGGCGGCACUUUCGCUUUGACUGUCCUUUUCUUUCUUCGCUGUUCGGCCUGCUGCUUCUUCAUUGAUCGGCUUUGAGGAUUUUUAUCUGCUAGUAUAAUUCGAUAAAAAUGGAGGAGGGUUGUCACUCCCCGUUUCCGUCAUUACUGUCGAGGAACGUCACUUAGUGGACGCCACGCAAUGAGAGUUUCAGCGGUAGCUGUUGUUGGUGGUGGUCGAAACAGUCGUGGAACAUUGGUGAGAACCCUUGCUCUAGUAUUCUUGGCGACAUUUCUAUGGUUACAAUUCCACGUAGCAAGUUUGACGAGUCGCUAUGGUAGUUCAACAUCGGCGAACGAAAGUCUGCUGAAUUUGGUACCUCAAGAAUUGCACAGGUUUUUGAAGGACAGACGGAAUGCUACAAACGGAACCAACAUCACCGCCGGGACUAUGGCCAAUAUCACUAUAUCCGACCUGCGGCGGUACAUAGAGAAGGCUAAUUUGGAGCAACGUGUUUAUAAUGAAGAAACUUUUGGACCUCUUGCACCGGACGCUCCAGUCAUCGUGGUCCAAGUUCACACGAGGCUAACUUAUUUGAGACAUUUGAUCGUCUCUUUAGCUCAGGCUAAAGGGAUCGAACAAACUCUUCUUGUGUUCAGCCACGACGUUUGGGAUCCCGAUAUAAAUUACCUUGUAAAAAGCGUUGACUUUUGCAGAGUUAUGCAAAUUUUUUAUCCGUACAGUAUACAAACACAUCCAAACACAUUCCCUGGAGAGGAUCCAAACGAUUGUCCACGUAAUAUUAAAAAGGAUAGUGCGAUAAUAAAGAAAUGUAUAAACGCGGAACAUCCUGAUCUGUACGGGCACUACAGAGAGGCAAAAUUCACGCAGACGAAACAUCACUGGUGGUGGAAAGCUAAUCAAGUUUUUGACCAGCUUACCGUUACGAACAAUCACGUCGGUAUGGUACUUUUUCUCGAGGAGGAUCACUAUGUCGCGGAAGAUUUUCUUCACGUGUUAAGGCUUAUGGAAAGAACGUGCAAACAUAGCUGUGGACGUUGCAACAUUUUAUCGCUCGGUACUUACCUCAAGACGUAUAAUUAUUAUGCCGAUAAUAACAAGAAGUUUCUUGGUGUCAAUGGUGUACUGCAAAAGGAAAUACUUCGCGGAUUAAAGAGACACAAUGCAGGACUCGUUCAGGGUGGCUUUUCCACCUAUCAGGGUUCGCAAAUGGCGCAAGUUGCCCCUGCUUGGGCAUUUCAACUUUUGCCCAACCUCUACAAUCAUUAUCAGAAGGCUGAAGUUACGCCUUGGAUAUCGAGUAAACACAACAUGGGAAUGGCGUUUAAUCGCGUUACUUGGAACGAGCUGAGAAAAUGCGCGGAGAAAUUUUGUUCCUACGACGAUUACAACUGGGAUUGGAGUCUUCAACAUGUUGCUCAGGGUUGCAUACCUCCUAGUAAAGGUUCCGGAGGGAUUCCUCAUGUACAAUCUGGUCUCAUAGCGAUGGUGAUGAAGGCGCCAAGGGUAUUCCACAUCGGAGAAUGCGGUGUUCAUCAUAAAAAAAAUAAUUGCGAAUCCAUGGCUGUUAUUGCAAAGGUACAAAGUGUUUUAAAAACUGCAAAGAAGCACCUGUUUCCGUCACAAUUGACGCUCGUAAACGCUGCUGUUGCUAAGAAAACAAAAUUAAGAAAAGGUAACGGGGGAUGGGGUGAUAUAAGGGACCAUCAGCUGUGUUUAAAUAUCACCGUUAACCCUGAGUUGCGAUUAGCAUAAUUAUCAGGCAAAUAAUCGAUGUAGUCGAUUGGAGUUUUACCCAGUUACACAAGUGAGCGCAUAUUACACUCGUUAUGUACAGAAGAUGCGUCGGUCGUACGCCAAAAAAACUUCUAUGACGAGUCUCGCGAUUUACUAGGUAAACGAUUUCGCGUUGUUGUAUGAUAAUUACCUACAUGAAAAAGACUUCGGUUCUAUUGUGGACUCAGAAUCCCUGGAGGGUGCUGAUAUCACGUUAAUAAUAAUGUUACGUCAAAAUUAGGUCCACUAAUUUAUAAACAAACGAAUUAAAAAUAAAAUACGUUGUACUAUAGUAGUUAUACCGACUGUAUGGAAUUGUAAAUUGUAACUAUCGGACAGUAUAAUUGAGAUAUACAUAUAAACAUUGCAAGUAGUUGUGUGCUGAGCCUAAUGUUAUAGUUACGACGAAUUAAUUGCAUCUCUGAAAAACUAAUCGCUGGGCGAUUAUUAUAAUUAUUAAGAGAUCACUAUGUGCUAGCUGAUGCGCCAAAGGAAAAGACAUAUUUGCUACUACAGAAAAAAAAAGAAUAUUAUAUAUAGAGAAUCAUAACUAAUAUAAAUGUUUUAAUAUAAUCGAUUAAAUAUGCUCAAAAUAACGAUGUCGAAUACAUUACUAAUUAAUUAAUCUUCUCAUUGUUUUAUUCGACAACGAAAAUGUUCCACCUGAACAAUUUGAACGAUAAAUAAUAAUUGUUUGGAUUGGCUCUACCAUAGGUACGCUCAAGUUGUAAAGUUUAUAAAUUCCAGUGACCUCAAAAGAAAAAGUUAAUAAUAAGAACGGUAGUGAUGGUGAUGAUGAUGAUACAAACGUAGUUAGGUUACGCGAAUGAAGUAGAAUCCGCGGAUAUUAGUUAUUUGUACAAUAGUUAGCACACUAGCGUGAUUUUUAAUUGUUAUUAUGAUUGUUACUACCUGUAGGUAUAAAUUAUCGUAUAAGGAGGUUUGUUCUGGUACUGCGAGAAAAUCAGAAUCAGGCACUAAAUUGAGUUAACAAUAUGGUCACAAUUGUAGAAUAAUACAUGCGAGCGAUAUACAUGUAUUGCGAAUUUUAUAAAGUUAGAUUUUUAUUACAAGGAACACGAAUGUUCAUAGCAUAUCCAUACCAUUAAUGUUGGAUAACAGACGACUUGUUUAUUCAUAAUUUUAUUUGAAUUAAUUAUUUCCCUUUAGCGCUGUGAUUUUUUUUAGGACAUCCCUCGGGAUAUCCAUACAUAGGACUAGCAAUUAUUCUGCUGUACAAUUCUCAUUAUUAUUUCUUGAUUCGAUAAAAUUGCAUCACGAUAAAAUGUUUGUACUUACUACUGAUAAUUACAUAAUACAAGUUUUUCAAUAUUUUUGAUUUGAGGACUUGUGAAACUAAUUCAAGCGCAGUUGAUUGAUCCUCACCCGAUUAUUGAGUAGUAGUAUAAUUGCCGGACUAGAUAUUCUGAUUAGUUUGGAAUACGUUCUUCUUUUAUUACAUAAAAAAAAAAUUAUUAUUUAUGUAGGGAAUUGAAGGUGAUUAGAGUAUACUUGAGGAUGUAGUUUAUAGUAAUGCCCAAUAUAUAUCAUAUAUGUAUUUAUAUUUUCCAGUUUGAAGCUUAAUUCAUUCAUACAGUUUUCUUUUUUUCUUACGACAUAUUAUCCUGUCAGAAAAAAAAUCACGUUCAUUCAUCUCGCAAAAAUACCCGUUCACCCUGCCCAAUUACACCCGUGUCUUUCAUAUCUAUCUCCAUUCGUAUCUCUCGUUCUCAUUCUUUUCCUUUCAUUCAUGACGCUAAAAUUAAUUUAUUUAUUUAAUUUUUUACACACUUGACAAUAUGUGGUAAACUAUCGCUGUUUACUCUUAAAUGAAAAAAUAAAAACGCACAUUGUAUAACUCUAGUCAUUGUUAUAAUAAUAUUAUGUAUUAUAAUAAUAUUUGAUAUUGGAAUACAACAUAUAUACAUAUAUAUUACAUGAUUACUGGAGCCUAAAAAAUUGCAAAGAAUGAAUUAUAUUCAAAACAAUUACUUUUCCGCUGAAUAAAUGAUGUCUUGAGCUGCAUAACUA
Athalia rosae (coleseed sawfly) is the source of this 4860-nucleotide messenger RNA. It is a transcript of the gene Mgat2, whose product is annotated as alpha-1,6-mannosyl-glycoprotein 2-beta-N-acetylglucosaminyltransferase. Gene Ontology annotation, molecular function: alpha-1,6-mannosylglycoprotein 2-beta-N-acetylglucosaminyltransferase activity. The record is from RefSeq and is a predicted model, not a curated record. The transcript has 11 exons. Lineage: Eukaryota; Metazoa; Arthropoda; Insecta; Hymenoptera; Athaliidae. Gene Ontology annotation, cellular component: Golgi membrane; Golgi stack. Gene Ontology annotation, biological process: protein N-linked glycosylation; oligosaccharide biosynthetic process. The coding region runs from base 1234 to 2808 and encodes 524 amino acids.